UAUAAAUAGACCCAACGAAAUUUGAGGUUCCAUAGAAGUGAAAGCACAGAUAUCUGCUAUAGGAGUUAAGGCAGAAAAAAUAUGGAAGCCCAAAGAGAAGAGCGUAGCACAAAACUACUUGGAGCUCAAACCCAUGUUUGGAAUCACAUAUUCAGCUUCAUAAAUUCCAUGUCCCUCAAAUGUGCAAUUGAGUUGGACAUACUAGAAAUCAUACACAACUAUGGUCAACCCAUGCCACUCUCAAAACUCAUUGCUUCACUCCCAAUCCACCCAUCAAAAACUACCUUCGUCUACCGUUUGAUGCGAAUUUUGACCCAUUCUGGCUUCUUCUCUAUACUAAAGCUCGAUGAGAAUGAACUAGAAGUGGGUUAUGUUCUGACUGAUGCAUCUAUUCUACUACUUAAAGACAACCCCUUAAGUAUGGCACCUUUCUUGCAUGCCAUGCUUGAUCCAACUUUGACAAAGCCAUGGCAUCAGUUGCCUACAUGGUUCAAAAAUGAUGACCCUUCACCAUUUCACACAGAACAUGGGAUGAAAAUUUGGGACUAUGCUGGCCGUGAGCCAAAACUUAAUCACCUUUUUAAUGAUGCUAUGGCAAGUGACACUGAAUUGGUUGCCAAGGUGGUGACUGAGAAAUGCAAGGGAGUGUUCAAAGGACUGGAGUCACUUGUAGAUGUUGGGGGAGGCACAGGUACUAUGGCAAAGGCAAUUGCACAAACAUUCCCACAGCUAGAGUGCACUGUGUUUGAUCUGCCACAUGUUGUUGCCAAUUUACAAGGGACUGAGAACUUAAAAUUUGUUGGUGGAGACAUGUUCGAGUCAAUUCCUCCUGCUGAUGCCAUUCUCUUGAAGUGGAUAAUGCAUGACUGGAAUGAUGAGCAGUGUGUAAAAAUACUGAAGAACUGCAAGAAGGCAAUUAAGAGCAAGGUGAUUGUCAUAGACAUGGUGGUGGACAGUGAAAAGGGGGAUGAUAAAUCAAUUGAAACACAGCUCUUCAUUGAUAUGGUUGUGAUGGUGUUGUAUCCUGGAAUAGAAAGAACUGAGAAAGAAUGGGCUAAACUCAUUUUCUCUGCUGGUUUCAGUGACUACAAGAUAACUCGAGUGUUGGGUUUAAGGUCACUAAUUGAGAUUUAUCCGUAACCAUUAACUUAUGAAAUAUGUUAUAUAUGAUAAGGGCCAGCACUCUAUCAUCAAUAAAGAAUCCUUCAAUUAUUAUGUAUUUUAUCAUGUCAUGGAGUGGAAUCUAUUAAAUUUAUAUAUAGUUGUAAUAAAAAUGUCUCUCUUUAUUUCAUUAA
Messenger RNA from Cajanus cajan (pigeon pea), 1295 nucleotides. RefSeq names its product putative O-methyltransferase 3. NCBI's taxonomy places the organism in Eukaryota, Viridiplantae, Streptophyta, Magnoliopsida, Fabales, Fabaceae. The record is from RefSeq and is a predicted model, not a curated record. Gene Ontology annotation, molecular function: O-methyltransferase activity; protein dimerization activity.